This is a messenger RNA of Paramuricea clavata, 5275 nucleotides long. The record is from the annotation of a GenBank genome assembly. NCBI's taxonomy places the organism in Eukaryota, Metazoa, Cnidaria, Anthozoa, Malacalcyonacea, Plexauridae.
AUAAGGCCUUAUAAUUAGCGAAGCAAAGUGCGAAUCAAACCCCAAGAAUCAAUAUUUUCGAAAAAACAAACGCGCUCUUUAGUGGUAUAUUUUUGUGCAACAUUUUUACCGUAUUUGCGCGGGAAUAACUUCUCGUGGUGUUUAAUCCCGCAUAGGGACUUUAUUCCCACCACAGUAUUACCGAAAUCAUAUGCCGAAAUUGCAACAUUCCUUUGUUCUUCUCGUGAUGCAAAGUGGUUGAGAAACACGACGUAGAAAUGGUAAAAGACUUAACGAUGUCAGAUGCAAGAGAGAAAGAACAUCUCUAUACACCAGUGGCUGAAUGUGAAGACGAUGUUCUGAUUGUAAAUCGUGACGAUGAACCUGGCUUGCCUCAUGGUUUGACGGCCUUCACUGCGGCCUUGUUUAUAGUGGGAGAAAUGGCAGGAAGUGGUGUCCUUGCUUUACCAAAUGCUGUCGCGAAUUCAGGAUGGAUUGGUGUAGUAUUGAUCAUUGUACUCGGCAUAUUGUCUGGAACAUGUGGGAUAGUGUUGAGCAAGUCUUGGCUCAUAUUAAGACGUGAUUUUCGUGAAUAUCAAGAACAUGUUAGAUAUCCAUACCCUGCAAUAGGCUUUCAUACCUACGGCAAGAUUGGCAAAUAUGUCGUGCAGUUCUGUAUUAAUGCUACUUUAAUUGGUGAGUGUGAAUGACAAUAAAACCAACUUGCUUUAUACUCAUCCACAAAGUCAUAUUCCAAUCAUCAAACACCUGUUUGUCAUAGAAAUGUCACAAAUCAAGCACCUGUCAUGAGGUGAUGUUUAUAAACUGUCAACACAAUCAAUUUCUAAAGAAAUGAAUCAUGAUGAAAUUUGCAUAGUAGGACCAAAUUGUCAGGCUGCAUGGCUACGCCAUUGCAUAGAAAUGGCACAAAUCAAACAUGUGUCAUAGAAAUUAUAGUGCACGACAAUGCCACCAACAGUUCAAACCAUUGUACCACCCAUAUGAGUCGCAAUUUAGAAACAGUUACUAUAUAUUUUUAGACAGGCUUAGGGGGUUUGGAUUAGGGAAAGGGUUAGGGUUAUUAUUGUAAUUUAGCCAUGGAGUAUCAGCACUCUCCUUGACAAGUAAAAUUGUCUGGCAUUAGACAGAGUAAAAUAAUAAAUUUGGGGGCAAAUUAUGCAACUUAAUCGUAAAAUCUGUUAACAUUUUUUCUCUCUUUACAGGUGCAUGUACAGUAUUCAUCUUGUUAGCCUCAGAGAACUUGAACAGUCUGAUUGAUCUGAAUAUUUCAUCAAUCUCAGCCAAAAGUGAAUAUCGUGUUUGGCUUGUAAUAUGUACAGCAGCACUGUUGCCUAUGACAUGGCUUGGGACGCCCAAGAAUUUCUGGCCUGUUGCUUUGUUUGCGAUCAUGGCAACAUCUGUCGCUUGUUUGUUGAUUGUGAUCAAGAUUGGAGUUGAUUUUAAUGGCAUUGCUCAACACAGACAUGUUACAAGUAGCUCAUUCUUUUCAGGUAACUUGACUUUGAACACCAUUGCUCUCCCCCUGACAAGCAAAAUCAUCUGCUGUUAGACAGAUUGCAGUAGGGUACAUUGCAGCUUACAGUAAUUCAUUGAGUUGCAUUGUACUCUACACAGCUAAAAAUGCUGAGCCCACUGUUUAACAGGAUUGAACAAUGUUUUGCUGCCCACGUUGUUAGCACUUGUCAACAAUAUUGAACAAUAUUGUUGAGCCUGAAUCGGGUGUACCAACAUUGUUCAAUGUUGUUGACAACUGUGAACAAUGUGGGCAGCAAAAUAUCGUUCAAUCCUGUUUUCAUCAAUAUUGCAACAACCUGAGCAUUUUUACGACUGUGUAAUUCAUUCUAUGUUAUCAUUUUGCUUUUUCUAAUUGCCAGACAAAUUUACUUGUCAAGGGUGCUGGUGCUCAAUGGGUUAAGAAUUAAUUGAUUUAUUAUUAGAUUAAGAUAACAAAGCAGGGUGUUAUAGUGUCCAUUUUACCUAAUUAUUUGUAAUAAUAUGGUAUGUAAUAAUAUUAUUUGUAAUAUUACAACAUUCGUGGAAGUGUUAUAUUGGAUAUACAAACUCAAGCCGAAUAUGAAAUGUCUCGAUGAGAAUAUUUGUAUUCUUCAAUGUUGAAAUAAAUUAAUGACAUUUAGUGAGAAAAUUGAACUUAAAGUUUAUAUAAAUCAGCAUGAUUCUGUAUCAGAUAUAUUAAUGAUGAAUUAUUGAUGAGUUUCACAAGACAUAUCUUUGUAUUUUCCAUCUAGCAUUUGGUGCUAUAGCAUUCUCAUUUGGUGGAACGGCUGCAUUUCCCACCAUCCAAUGUGACAUGAGACAACCAAGUCUGUUCAACUCUUCAAUCAUUAUGGCAUACCUUACUGUCCUUGCCAUGUACCUACCUGUCUCUAUCUUGGGCUUUUUUGCAUUUGGGGAUGACGUUCAGACCAACAUCCUCAUGAAUCUCUCGUCCACGUCCGCUGUUACAAAAUGUGUUGCAGCAUUGAUAGCAUCACAUUUGUUGUUCAGUUUUGUUAUUGUUGUCAAUCCUGUCUCACAACAACUUGAAGAAUGGUUGAAUGUCCCGAAAGGUAGUUGUUAAUUAUCUUUUGCAUGACACUUAGCAUAGCAAUAACAUGAUACAGUGAUCAGAAUGUUUCAUUGUCUUUUCAUUGUUUUGAAAAUCCCACUGUUCUCCAUGUCAUCCAGUCAUGAUCCAAUGAUCAGAAUGUUCCAUUGUCUUUUCAUUGUUUUGAAAAUCCCACUGUUCUCCAUGUCAUCCAGUCAUGAUCCAGUGAUCAGAAUGUUCCAUUCUCUUUUCAUUGUUUUGAAAAUCCCACUGUUCUCCAUGUCAUCCAGUGAUCAGAUUCAGAUGUUCCAUUGUCUUUUCAAUGUUUUGAAAAUCCCACUGUUCUCCAUGUCAUCCAGUCAUGAUCCAAUGAUCAGAAUGUUUCAUUGUCUUUUCAUUGUUUUGAAAAUCCCACUGUUCUCCAUGCCAUCCAGUCAUGAUCCAGUGAUCAGAAUGUUUCAUUGUCUUUUCAUUGUUUUGAAAAUCCCACUGUUCUCCAUGUCAUCCAGUCAUGAUCCAGUGAUCAGAAUGUUUCAUUGUCUUUUCAUUGUUUUGAAAAUCUCACUGUUCUCCGUGCCAUCCAGUCAUGAUCCAGUGAUCAGAAUUUUUCAUUGUCUUUUCGUUGUUUUGAAAAUCCCACUGUUCUCCAUGUCAUCCAGUCAUGAUCCAGUGAUCAGAAUGUUUCAUUGUCUUUUCAUUGUUUUGAAAAUCUCACUGUUCUCCAUGCCACCCAAUCAUGAUCCAGUGAUCGGAAUGUUUCGUUGUCUUUUCAUUGUUUUGAAAAUCCCACUGUUCUCCAUGCCAUCCAGUGAUCAGAUUCAGAUGUUCCAUUGUCUUUUCAUUGUUUUGAAAAUCCCACUGUUCUCCAUGCCACCCAAUCAUGAUCCAGUGAUCGGAAUGUUUCGUUUCCAAUGAUCACAUGUUCCUUUCGUCUUUUCAUUGUUUUGAAAAUCCUACUGUUCACCAUGCCAUCCAGUCAUGGUCCAGUGAUCAGAAUGUUCCAUUGUCUUGAAAAUCUUACUGUUCUCCAUGUCAUCCAGUCAUGAUCCAGUGAUCAGAAUGUUUCAUUGUCUUUUCGUUGUUUUGAAAAUCUUACUGUUCUCCAUGUCAUCCAGUCAUGAUCCAGUGAUCAGAAUGUUUCAUUGUCUUUUCAUUGUUUUGAAAAUCCUACUGUUCUCCAUGUCAUCCAGUCAUGAUCUAGUGAUCAGAAUGUUCUUGUCUUUUCAUUGUUUUGAAAAUCCUACUGUUCACCAUGCCAUCCAGUCAUGAUCCAGUGAUCAGAAUGUUCUCUUUUCAUUGUUUUGAAAAUCCUACUGUUCACCAUGCCAUCCAGUCAUGAUCCAGUGAUCAGAAUGUUCCAUUGUCUUUUCAUGUGUUUUGAAAAUCCCACUACUUUCUAUCAGUAAUGAUUCGUUGAAAGUGGCCUUUUUAACUUUGGAAAUUGGAAAGUAACCCCACUGCAUGCAUAGUGUAAUCAUUAAUACUUUUUAAUCUUUCAACGUAUUCCUGCAAAAUUAUUUGAAAUGUUUUAUAUUUUUUAGGUCGAGUGACGGUGAAGAGUUGUCUGGUCCGUACAUUUCUUGUUUUAUUUAUUCACGCCUUGGCGCAAGGUAUUCCACAUUUUGGGCUGUUUUUAAAUCUUGUUGGAUCCUCAACUACAACGCUUUUGACUUUCGUGUUUCCGUGUUUGUUUUACCUGAAACUACAGACUGACAUUUCUAAACAUAUGAAAGUAUUUUUAUAUGAAAUCAUCGUCGUUGGCCUCUUGGCUGCUGUUACAUCAACCUAUUUUGCUAUCAAAGCUAUUAUACAAGAACUAAGCUCGUGAUCUGAUGUGCUGCACUUUGCUGGUCUAUCAUGAAGCAGAUGAUGAAUUGAGAGAUGGCCGGGUUAGAAAUAAAAACAAUUAAAUUGAAAUUAGAAUGUAAUUAGAUUGAUUUUUCAAUUGUAACAUAUUAAUUAUAGUAGAAGUCGAUGACAACAACUUUCAGUAAUAUAUUAAUUAUUUUACUGUCGUUCCAAUUGAAGUGUUGCUCAAAUAUUGAUUCAAUACAUUACCUCGGGCUGACCAAUUCAUUUCAUCAAGUUCCUCGAGAUAUUCAUACACUUCCUUGUAUAAUUGUAAACUUCCUGUUGAAUAGUUUGAAUGCACCAAUCACCUUUGUUGUUUGUGCAACUAACCAAUCAUAAAUAGAAAGGAAGUGACCAGAAAUGAUCAAAUACUUGGAAUUUGGCUCUUUCACAGGAAGUGUAUGAAUAUCUCGAGGAACUUGAUCAAAUGAAUUGGUCAGCCCGAGGUAAUGUAUUGAAUCAAUAUUUGAGCAACACUUCAAUUGGAACGACAGUAAUUAUAUCUUAAAUUUGGCGUUCAGUUAGUCAUAUUAUUUUCUUGGGUUUUGAAAAUAUAUAUUUUCAUAUUUAAGAUGAAGUUUUCUGAAUGUGUUCACAUAAAGUUGGAGAUUUUUCUUGCUUUUCGCGCGCUAGCUGGGAAUCGAAUACCUUUGCUUCUUUCGUCCAAUGCUCCACCACGGUUAAUUGCAGUGUCCUUUUUAGUGCUGGAAAUGAUCAUACCGGGUGGCCCAAAAAAAAGUACUCCUGUUUGAUUCGUAAUAACAUCUAAACAAGUAUAGCUUUUAAAGAGAAAUAACUUGCAUCAAAUAGAGGAAGGACUAACUUAGACUUUGAUAUAUUACAGUUGUAUUUCACUUAAAAAUUCACGGAGAUAUUAAU